This is a messenger RNA of Striga asiatica, 2436 nucleotides long. The record is from the annotation of a GenBank genome assembly. Lineage: Eukaryota; Viridiplantae; Streptophyta; Magnoliopsida; Lamiales; Orobanchaceae.
CUUUGAGAAGAGGCGAAAACACACAGGCGACAUGGCGCAAAAAACGUCCUCUGCAAUUUUCGAAAAUCCCCAAAUGGGGUUCGAAUUCCCUCGUCGGUCCAAAAGAUCUUCAGAAAAUUCCCCAAUUUUUCCCCCGCCCAUUUUUCAGCCCAUACAAAAUCAUCUCAUUUCCCUUCACAAAUUAUCUCACUCUAUUCUAUUAAUCGCAGCACAACCAGAUUUGAGCUUUACUCCAUUUUCAUUUCCUUGUACCGUGAGUUCAAAUUAGUUGGUGAAAGAUGUCGAAAACGGUGAGCCCAGAUGCGGUAUCGAUUAUUCUGGCUAACCCGUGCCCAGACUCUUCUUCAGAUUUGCCGGAGAUUGUUGUACAAGUCGUCGAUCUCAAACCAACUGGCACCAAGUACACGUUCAUGGCGAAUGAUGGGAAAAUGAAGGUGAGAGCUUUGCUGCAAUCUUCUCUGUCAUUGCUAGUGACAUCUGGAAAUAUUCAGAAUCUGGGGCUUAUCCGUGUUCUCGACUGCACUCUCAAUGACAUCCCCACCAAGAAUGAAAAGUUCCUGAUUGUAUCAAAAUGUGAGGCUGUGUCUCCUGCACUUGAGGCAGAGUACAAGGCAGAUGCUGAGGUUGCUUUGAGUCCAGAGCAGGAUACUGUAGUUAAAAGUGAAGCUAGCAGUAUUUUGUUAAAGCCUAAGCAAGAAGCCAUGACAAAAUCAGCUGCACAAAUAGUUCAUGAACAGCAUGGCAAUAUGGCACCAGCUGGACGAAUGGCGAUGACAAGAAGAAUCCACCCACUUGUUUCUUUAAACCCAUACCAAGGAAACUGGACAAUUAAAGUUCGGGUGACUAGCAAAGGAAACAUGCGAUCCUACAAGAAUGCAAGAGGUGAAGGCUGUGUGUUCAAUGUGGAGCUGACUGAUGAAGAUGGCACUCAAAUUCAAGCUACAAUGUUUAAUGAGGCUGCAAGGAAGUUCUUUGAUAAGUUCCAGAUGGGGAAGGUCAUUUACAUAUCCAAGGGUACUCUGAAAGUUGCAAACAAACAGUAUAAGACUGUGCAGAAUGAUUAUGAGAUGACCUUGAAUGAGAAUUCCGUGGUUGAGGAAAUCAAUAGUGAGCCAGCUUUUAUUCCUGAAACCAAAUUCAGUUUUGUCCCGAUUGAUGAACUAGGCCCAUAUGUGAAUGGAAAGGAGCUUGUUGAUGUUGUUGGGGUGGUUCAGAGUGUAUCUCCUACAAUGAGUAUUAGAAGGAAGAGCAACAAUGAGACUGUUCCAAAGCGUGACAUAACCAUAGCUGAUGAGUCGAAGAAAACUGUGGUGGUGUCUCUGUGGGGUGAUCAUGCCACGAAUGUUGGACAAGAGCUGCUCGAUAUGUCUGAUAAAUCUCCUGUGGUUGCUAUUAAGGCUCUCAAAGUUGGUGACUUUCAGGGUGUAUCAUUAUCAGCAGUGAGCAAAAGUGUUAUAGUAGUCAACCCGGAAACCCCAGAAGCCAAAAGGCUGAGAUCUUGGUAUGACUCUGAAGGCAAGGACACUUCUUUGGCUUCUAUUGGUGCUGGCUUAAGCCCUUUGGCAAAAGGUGGAGCAAGAUCCAUGUACUCCGAUAGAGUCUCCCUAUCUCACAUCACAAAUGACCCAUCAUUGGGAGAGGAUAAGCCUGUGUUUUUCUGCAUCAAAGCAUAUAUAAGCUACAUCAAACAAGAUCAGGCAAUGUGGUACCGAGCUUGCAAGACAUGUAACAAAAAAGUUACCAAAGCUGUUGGGUCUGGCUACUGGUGUGAAGGGUGCCAAAAGGAUGAGAAUGAUUGCAGUUUGAGAUACGUGAUGGUGGUUAAAGUUUUGGAUGCAAGUGGCGAAGCCUAUCUCUCAGUUUUCAAUGAGCAAGCUGAGAAAAUAAUUGGAUGCUCAGCAGAUGAGCUCAAUGAGUUGAGAACUCAGGAUGGAGAUAGCUCAUAUCAGAUGACACUGAAGGAUGCUAUGUGGGUCCCUUACCUAUUUCGAGUUAGUGUGACUCCUCACGAGUACAAUAACGAAAAGAAGCAAAGGAUAACUAUCAGGGCUGUUGCACCAGUCGAUUAUGCAACUGAAUCCAAGUAUUUGCUCGAAGAAAUUUCCAAGAUGAAAAUAUCUAGAUAGAGUUGCACCAUAGUGGAAUCCUUUAAUUUAAACUGUACUUUUUUAUGUGAAUAAUUGACUGCCUUCUAGAGAUCAAAAUUUGUGUCUUCUCAGUACUUGAAUUGAAUGGUUUUGGAUUUUGUUAGCAAGGGUUGUAAUAUAUUAUUCUGACCUUGUCUUGGUUGAAGUAUAUUUCAGUAGAAAUUACAGUGCUUUGAUCAUCUUUCUAGAGUGAAGUGCCACAAAGAUUGCUGUAUUUUGUUUUGGUCUUUGGAGCACAAGUACACAACAUGAUACAAAUGCAUCUGAUGCAUUUGAUGAAAACUUAAAA